AGCCAUUGAAAAGACCCCGAAGACUCCUAAUUGACGAAGACUAUGAGUCAAGAAACGUACCUUCCCCUUUCCCACUUUCUUCUUGCAUUCUUCCCCAUUAAGUUUCUCACUCACUUACACUUUAUAUACAACGUUAUUUGAUCCCUUAGCUUCAUCAUGCAUCACUGUGAUCAGUAAUUAAGUGUUUGUUAUACUUACAAAUUGUGCAUUUGCAUUGUGUGUGUUUCUUCAUCUGCAACUAUGGCGUCAGCCAAGGAGCAUGUGGAGGAGAUACGGAGGACCAAGUUUUCAAUCGGCGGAGAACCGAACCCGUUAACGGAAGAUCUUCAUCAGGCUGUCAAGAAUCUCUCUGCUGAGCUUUACGCAAAAGAUGUCCACUUUUUGAUGGAGCUUAUUCAGAAUGCCGAAGAUAACGAGUAUCCAGAAGGAGUGGAUCCGUCACUAGAGUUUGUGAUUACAUCAAAGGACAUAACAAACACUGGAGCUCCGGCGACUUUGUUAGUCUUCAACAAUGAGAAAGGAUUUUCACCAAAAAAUGUUGAAUCUAUUUGUAGUGUGGGACGGUCUACGAAGAAAGGUCUUCGUAAGCGUGGUUAUAUUGGCGAGAAAGGAAUUGGAUUCAAAAGUGUUUUUCUGAUAACAUCUCAGCCUUACAUCUUCAGUAACGGCUACAAGAUAAGGUUUAACGAAAAACCAUGCCAACAGUGUAAUGUUGGUUAUAUUGUUCCUGAAUGGGUCGAGGAGGAUCCAACUCUAUCUGACAUUCAAAGCGUAUAUGGUUCGUCUACUGCUCUACCAACAACCACCCUGGUGUUACCAUUAAAGGCAGAGAAGGUCAAGCCAGUGAAGGAUCAGCUCUCGAGUAUCCACCCUGAAGUGCUGUUAUUUCUUUCAAAGAUAAAGCGGCUUUCAGUCAGGGAAGACAAUGACGAUCCCAAGCUAAACACUGUGAGUGCAAUAUCAAUCUCAAGUGAGAAAAAUUUUGUGACUUUGAAGAGCAUGGAUGCCGAAUCAUACACGCUUCAUCUUACUGCCGAUGUUUCUGGCAAUCAAGAUGACACAGAAUGCGGCUACUACAUGUGGAAACAAAGGUUUCCCGUUAAGAAAGAGAACAAAGUCGAUGUUCGAUCAGAAGUCGAGGAGUGGGUGAUUACAUUGGCUUUCCCAAAUGGGAAAAGACUCAAUCGAGGUGCAAGCAUGCCGGGCAUCUAUUCCUUUUUACCAACCGAGACGGUUACAAAUUUUCCAUUCAUAAUCCAAGCCGAUUUUCUCUUAGCUUCAUCAAGGGAAAAUAUUCUCUGGGAUAACAAAUGGAAUGAGGGAAUUCUUGAUUGUGUGCCUGUUGCCUUUUUGAAUUCAUUUACCUCGUUGAUCAAGUCUUCCGAAACUGCUCCUAUUUCUAGUCUUCCUAAUCAAUUUAGGUUCUUACCUGUCAAAGAAUCCUCUCACGCAAAACUGAAUCAUGUUCGGGAUGCAAUUAAGGCCAAACUUAUGAACGAGACUAUUGUUCCGUGUGAGUCAUACACGGAGCAAAAGUUAUUUCGUAAACCCAAUGAAGUCGGUAGGCUGGAGCCUGUCUUUUGGAGCAUAUUAAACCAUGCAAGAAGCCAAGGUGUUAGUUUCUCGAAUAUUUCAUCUCAUGGAGCCUAUCUUCUUGCUUCUUCUUUUGACCAAGAGGAGUACAAUUCCAUUCUAGAGUUCUUGGAAAUUCGAGCGGUUGAUAAUGAAUGGUAUGCCAAAUGCAUUGCUGGUUCCAAUCUUGUAAUGGGCGUAUCGGAGGAAGUUUAUAUGCAGCUUUUGGUGUUCGUAGCAGAAAAUUGGGGGUCCUCGUUUUGCAUGACCAACAUCAAGAACAUACCGUUCAUAAAAUAUGUCGGGAUGGAUGGGAAAGUGAACUUGUUCAAAAUCAAUGCUUGUUCAAACAAGCUACUUGCUGCUGAAUCUUAUUACAUUUCUUGGUUGAUUAACUGGAACACAGAGUUUCACUGUUCUAAUGGUAAAUUCUUUCUGCCUGCCGCCACACAAGAAGCUAUAGCAUCAUGCUCGAAGAAGCAUACUUUAAAAAAAUGGCUUAUGGAGGAGGUGAAUGUAAAAUUUGUCAGUGUUAGUGGAUAUGCUAAUGAGCUGAUUCCUUCACUCAAAUACGACCGCAAGCUUGCUGUUACUUAUGCACAUUUUCUCUAUCACUCCUUAAAAAAGACCGACUUGUGGGGGAGUGAAGUUCAAGAUAUGUGUCGUAAAAUGCCGAUUGUUGAUAACUAUGGGCAAGUAAUUGUAAGCAGACAAGGUGUACUUGUACCUGCUAAUGGAAGUAGGUGGGUAGAGCUGAUUGGUUCUAAUCCUUGGAGGCAACAAAGUUAUGUUGAGCUAGGAGAAGAUUACACCCGGUCUAUGAGAUAUUUUGGUAAUUAUACAUCCGGUGAAGACCUUAUUUCAUUUAUGAAAACUUACGUUGAAGCUUCUGAUGUUCCUGAUCUGUCUCCCCCGGAUGCUGCGGUUCCUACUCUGUCUUCUCCUUUGACCAAAACAAAUACAUUCUUGCUACUACAAUGGCUUUAUAAUUUGAGGAUAAAGGGAGUUUCUCUACCGAGAAGGUUUUGGUUAUCUAUUAGAGAAGGCUCUUGGCUAAAAGUCUCUUUAAGUGGUUCUCCUAGCUACAGGCGGCCUUCAGAGUCAUUCAUGCUUGAAUCAUCUAGCGGGAGUAUUCUACAGAACGGAUCAGUUCUUGUUGAUAUCCCGUUGGUAGAUGUAAGAUUCUAUGGCGCCGAGAUUAACAAAUACAAAGAGGAGUUAAAAACAGUCGGUGUGCGUUUUGAGAAUAAAGAAGCUUGUGAAUUCAUCGGUGAGCGUCUCAUGUCCCUUGCGGCUUCUUCGGAACUUACCAGAGACAAUGUUGCUUCGAUGCUGAAAUUCAUUCGGUAUUUGGGAUCGUAUUAUAUCCCUAGUACGGAACUUGUUAACAAAAUCAAGCAAGGAAACUGGGUUAGAACUUCCCAAGGAGACAUGACCCCAAACAACUCUGUUUUGUGGAGUUAUGAAUGGAAAGCUGCUUCCCAACUAAGCAACAUUCCAUUCAUCGAUAAAGAUUACUACGGAGAAGAGGUACUUUCUUUUAAGAAAGAAUUAGAACUGCUGGGCGUGGUAGUAAAGUUUGACGAGAGUUGUUACCAGCUUGUGUCGGACAACCUCAAGUCCUCGUCUACGUUGACUUCUUUGUCAUCUGAAGCCAUGUUACUGCUGUUAAGGUGCAUAGAGAAAUUAAGAUCAUCGGAUAAACUGGUGCAAGCGGCUAAAAACAAGAAAUGUGUUAAGACAAACUUGGGCUACAGAUGUCCAUCUGAAUGCUUUUUGGUAACCUCAGAAACUGAGUGGGGCUGUCUUUUACGGGUCUUUGGGACGUUCCCUAUUCUUGAUGCAAACUUCUAUGGACGCUCAAUCUUUUCAAUGGAGAAAGAGCUAAAGAAAAUCGGUGUUAUGGUUGAUUUUGAAGAUGCUGCGAAAGAAUUUACUCGCAUUUUUAAGCAACAGGCUUCAGCGUCAUCCAUCAGAAAAGAAAAUGUUUUUUUGUUUUUGGAAUGCUACAGAAAGCUGAAAAAGAUAGAUUUGAAGUUUCCAGAAGAACUCAAGAAAUGCAUACGGGAAGAGAAAUGGCUAAAAACUAAACUUGGUGACUACAAAUCACCAAAAGAGUGCAUUCUUUUUGGUGCAGAGUGGGAAUCAAUUACUCCCAUAACCAUCCUUCCUUUCAUUGAUGACAGUUCUAAUUUUUACGGCAAUGGGAUCCAUGAAUAUAAAGCGGAGCUUAAACUGUUGGGUGUAACUACAGAAUUUAAAGAUGGUGCCAAGUUUGUGGCUGCUGGACUUUACUUACCUGAGUGUUCAAGUAGCAUUACUCCUGCUAGCAUUUAUGCAUUGCUAGAUUCUGUCAAGAGACUUAAAGAAAUGGCAUUAGAGAUUCCUGAUAAGUUUCUUGAUAAACUGUCCCAGAAGAACUGGUUAAAAACCCAUUAUGGAUACAAACGCCCAAACGAGUGUUUGCUUUUCUAUUCCGACUGGAAUGCUUUCUUGAAACGUGAUGAUGGUCCGUUCAUUGAUGAACAGUUUUAUGGAUCUCCGAUUGAAUCCUACAGAAAGGAGCUCAAUCAUUUAGGAGUGAUAACCGAUAUUAACAACGGAUCCCAGGUGAUUGCUAGUUACCUUGACUCUCAAUCCAAUUUUGAAAGAAUCAAUCGUUUCUACAAAUAUCUGUCUCAUUCCAAAUGGGAGCCUGCUGAUGGCGACGACAAAAAAAUAUGGCUACCAAGAGGAACUGAUAACGGAGAGUGGGUAUCACCUCAAGAUUGUGUUCUUCAUGACAAAAACAAUCUGUUUGGUGGUCUUUUAUAUGUGUUGGACCAAUUCAAGUAUGAUACGAACAUUCUUGGAUUUUUUGCUGGCAUUUUCAAUGUGAAGGUCCAUCCGUCUGUUGAUGACUACUGCAAUCUAUGGAAGAAAUGGGAAGCUUCAGGAAAUCAGAUAACGCAUACUGAAUGUUGCGCUUUUUGGGAGUUUGUGGUUAAAAAAUUGAAUCCCGGGACUGAGGAAACAUUCAACAAAUUCAACAAAAGCUUAUCAAAACUCCCUGUAUCAUCUCCUACUUCUGAUGGUAUUUUUCUGUCGGACAAGCGUGACGUUUUCAUAGGUGAUGAUCUUUUUCUAACGGACCUCUUUCAAAGUUGUUCUCGUCCCAUAUUUGUUUGGUAUCCUCAACAAAGCUCUAAAACUCUAACCCGAACCAAGCUUGUGGAUAUCUACAAAAAACUUGGUGUGCAUACCAUAUCAGAAUCAGCACAGAAGAACUUAUCCGAUGUUGAUCAAGUGAAACUGGAGCCCGUUUGUUCAAAAGAAAAGUUUAUGAAAAAAGGAUUGGUCAAACUGAUUUUGGGCUUUCUAGCUGAUCCAAAUCUUAACCUUGAGACUGAAAGAAGACAUGAAGCCGUUAGCCGUAUGUUGGGACUUGAAGCUUUUGAGACGGUUGAGCCAAUGGUAGUGAAGUAUAGUCUAUCUUUAUCAUGUGGAGAUGUUGUGACCGUUGAAGGUAAGAGGAUGAUUCGUUGGGACAAACAAAACUCCAAACUGUUUAUGCAGAAGAGGGAAGAAGGUGGUGGUGUGAAGAGUAUAAUAGAACAUGCUUGUCAUUUUGGUGAAGUGAUAGCUGAAGGGGUGUUGUGGGAGAAUGAAGAGGUUGUGCCACAACUUUCUGAACUAAUCAGGUUGGGUUAUUUGGUGGAGUUUGAUGAAGAAGCGAUAGAUUUCUUGAUGAAGAUGAAGAAUCUUCAAAUAUUUGUGGAAGACCAUCACUAUCUUUCUUCCAUAUUAUGGGAGUAAUCUGAUGGUUAUGGUGCUGGCCUGAAGUUGUUUCUAUGUAAUGUACUUUCUUUUAUGAUAUUCUCUAUGUUUUGUCUCAUUCCGGGUUCGUUAUGUAUUACAACUAGUGUAAUUGGAAUGAUACUUUUACCUUAUAAAUUAUAUGGUUUCCCAUGGUCAUC
Molecule: messenger RNA, 5528 nt
Organism: Helianthus annuus (common sunflower)
Lineage: Eukaryota; Viridiplantae; Streptophyta; Magnoliopsida; Asterales; Asteraceae
Exons: 4
Coding region: 241-5367 (1708 amino acids)
Source: RefSeq, a predicted model, not a curated record